Molecule: messenger RNA, 2130 nt
Organism: Alosa sapidissima (American shad)
Lineage: Eukaryota; Metazoa; Chordata; Actinopteri; Clupeiformes; Clupeidae
Exons: 9
Coding region: 598-1491 (297 amino acids)
Source: RefSeq, a predicted model, not a curated record
CUGUGUUAGUGUGAAAGGCUCUCCACUCUGCUCUCUGAGUUGUCUUUCACAGGCAUCUUCACUGUUUCCCUAGGGAGGACAUACCAAGAAAAACUUCAGGACAAUAAAACAAACAGCUAGAUACUACACAGAGGCUAAAUGAACGUAUUUCAAAAAUCAGUACCUUAUCAAAAAUCCUUUAAACCACUUGUGUCAUCUUUAUUGAUGUGCGAUCUCAACCACUCACAUUGAAACCAAACCGUGACAGUGAGGAGAGUUCUCCACUACAUCACAUCUAUUCAAAUCCUGUCGGGCAAUCCUAAUUUUCUUGAUAAUUUUCUUCUCUGUUGAAAUCCCUCUCAUCAGGAGCGAGUCCAGAUGAAUGUAUGGAGCUCGAUGGAACAUGUGGAGCUUGGUGGAACUACUUUCAGGUUAAGCCUUCAUUGGGAUACUAGCGACGCUGCGCGCUCAAUCCUGCUCCCCGCCUCUCGCGAAACACCGUGAGAUCUCCAUCUUCCAAUGAGACCGCUGCGACGUUCGAAUCGAAACAGAAGUUGUGGAGUCAGGAGAGGCCGGAGAGGGAGCAAGGAGUGAGCGAGAACGUACAUCACUUUUAUAAUGGAAGAAACAAUAGUGGCAGAAACACCAGCCAGGAAGUUUGCUGUGGUACAGUGGUCAGAAGGAGAUGACAAGGGCAAGUUAAGUGAUGUCAAAACUGAUGCCAUCAUUCGCUAUGAUGACACAAAAAUGGGCCCUGAUGGGCUUCCUUUAAGCCUGUAUCUGGCUUCAGUUGAGUGGCGACGUGGGAAGAGGCCACAAGGAGGUUAUCCUCAUUAUGCAGCUAAUGUGAAGUUUGUGACUGGUUCUCGUUAUGAGGCCACACGAAAAUUGAAUGAGCUAACAAAAAGCAAUAAGCCAGCCCCACAAACAAAGAGGAUCUCUGUGCCCCCCAAGAAGUAUGGGGAAGAAUCAGACGACACAGACACGGAAGUUCCUCAACAAACAGAUAAGAGGUUAAAAGUCUCCCAGACUGAUCCUGCAAAGGAGUUUCUGAAGAUGUAUGGUGGGAUACCACAAACUUCAUCAGAUGAGAUCAACAACCUGAAAAAAUCUGUCUCUGCUUUGACCCAGAAAAACAUAGACUUGGAGAAAGAAUGCCAAAAGUGGAAAGACUUGGUUCUUCAAGAUGUGCCAGGACUCAUUUUUGGCAUGAAGAAGAUUAUAUGCCAGCCUGCCUCUCCCAGGACGCCCGGAUCAGAGGACUGUCCUUCACAGUGUCUUCCCUAUUUCACUCAGCCCACCUCCAGCCCCUCAUCUACUGUUUCAACACAGUCUAGUUCACCUUCAGCCAGCUCCCAGUCAUCAAAGAUGGCAAUUGAUGCUGGGAGUGGAGACAUGGAUACAACUAGUUCUUCACCAUCAAAGGUUGAGAUCUUCAAAGGCAGUGGUGUCAUGGUGGAUAAGCUUGCAUGGGUUUCGCAGUUAAUGCAAAUUCAUGUACAACAUUUGUAAGACAACUGCUUACAGCUGUAUUCCCCCCUGAAUUGCUUCUAGUCAGUAAUCUUCGGGGAACCAACAAGGGGAAGGGAGAGGCUCGUCUCCCCCUUGAGAAGACCAAAGUUGAUGCCAUCUACAAUGCAACUCUGGAGAGAUGGCCGGGUACCCCUCUGUCCCUGAUAGGGAGCAGCAUCAAUGGGAAGAUAACAGAGAUGCGGAAUAAAGUUAAGCAACAGAAAUGAGAACAUUGAAAUGUACGUUUUGUUCUUAAUAACACAGUUCAGUUCAUAAAUAUUACGUACAGUUAUGGACAGUAUGAAUGAGUUCAUUAUACCACUUAAAAUGGCACUUUAUCUCCUAAAUUGUGGGAAUGGCAGAAAGCUGCAAUGUCUGCCACUGAUGUUGAAAAUAAGUUUUUUUUCAUAACGACAUGCCUAACCAUCAUGUUUUUGAUAGGAUCAGUAAUAGUAGAUACAGUUAGUAGAAGUGCAAGGGAAGUGCAAGGGAACUAUUUGUCAGUAGAGGUUUCAAAUAAAUUUGGUUAAAAUCCCUGUGUGUAUUGCUCUUUAAUCACACAAUGAUACUCAUACAAAGCAUAUAUUGUACAUAUAUGCAACACAUAUAGGAAACAUCAGUUUGUAAAUAUGUAUUACU